Messenger RNA from Haliotis rubra (blacklip abalone), 2113 nucleotides. RefSeq names its product proton-coupled folate transporter-like. Gene Ontology annotation, biological process: transmembrane transport. NCBI's taxonomy places the organism in Eukaryota, Metazoa, Mollusca, Gastropoda, Lepetellida, Haliotidae. The record is from RefSeq and is a predicted model, not a curated record. Gene Ontology annotation, molecular function: transmembrane transporter activity. The coding region runs from base 23 to 1666 and encodes 547 amino acids. Gene Ontology annotation, cellular component: membrane. The transcript has 4 exons.
UGAACACUGCACAACAUACAACAUGGAAACAGAACCGCUCCUGCAAAAGGUGGAGGAGUCCCCGGAAUCUGGAGUCAAGAAAUCUCAAAUCAAGAAUCUCCUCUUUGGAAAUAUGAUAUUGUUCAUAUCAACACUUGCGGUGUCGAUGUUUUCGCCAGUGAUGAGCCAGUAUCUCUACAAACGGGUGACAGAGGACGUGUUUCGCAAUCAAACUCUGGCAGGGAAAGGUCCAAUGAAUCAAACAUGUUACCUGAACACGUCAAACCCAGACUACAUCCUUCAGGAGAAGGCACAGCAGAUCGCCGCAGACAAACAAAUGCAGUUCACACUUAUGAAAAGUAGUCUAGCCAUCGUCAGUAACAUCAUGCUUGGUUCCUACUCGGACUCUGUUGGUCGCAAGCUCAUCUAUGCCAUACCACUCACUGGUCACUGUUUGAGAUUUGGAUUUACAGCAGUCAUUAUCUACUGGCACUUGGAUAUCAACUGGUUUUUUCUUCCAGAAGGUUUAGAUGGAAUAUCGGGGAGCUAUUUCGCUUUACUGCUUGCAUCGUAUGCCUAUACUGCUGACAAUACCCCAGCAACAGGUGCUCGAACCAUGGGCAUAGCCUUCGUGGAGUUCUUUCAGAACAUAGGAAAUGCUGCCUCAGCAACAGCAACAGGCUACUUCAUCCAAGACGUGAACUUCUUCUACCCGACACUCACUGCCACGCUGAUUGCUCUCGUGGACAUUCUCCUAGUGGUGACACUAUUGCCAGAGAGAAAGGGGAUUAUUAAGGCAAAGAGCAAUUGGAUUACACCUCUAGAAGGAUGUCGACGAGUGUUCGGAUUUUAUGUUUUAGAGGGCACUAAGCGAAAGAGAUUGUGUUUCGUAUUAGCUAUCUUGAUAUUCGUUUUCACGGCGUUACCAGGCGUAGGGGCGUCUAAUAUUGACACACUUUUCAAACUAAACCUUCCAUUUUGCUGGACACCAGAGAAAAUAGGUUACUACAGUACAAUCAGCUCUGUAGCACAACAGGUGAUCGGGGUUCCGUUGACGCGACUGUUACAGUGUUGCUGUAUUGAUGAGGUGAUCGGAGUGAUUGGUUCAGUGGCGAUAGGCUUAGCAGACAGUCUUCAGUCCAUUGUAAGCAAAGACUGGAUGAUGUAUGGGCUUGCGGGCAUCAAGACUCCUGCUGCCACGCUGUUCCCAGUAGUUCGCUCCACAUUGUCCAAGUUGGCUCCGGCUAACAAACAAGGUUCCCUGUUUGCCAGUAUAGCGGUGGUGGAGACCAUGUGCUCUCUGGUGGGGACUCCUAUCUUCAGCAACAUCUACCAGGCAACGGUGGUGGUUUGGAGAGGUAUGGUGUUCAUCGUCUUGGGAGGCACACAUAUCGUCGCUGCUAUUAUUCUUGUGAUCUAUAUAUUCGUGUCCAAACCGAUCAGACAGAAGCGAGAUGUUCUGGAGGUUCAGCGCGAUGUUCACAAGGAUGAGGCUGUGGUUCCACAUGCUCAGUGCGUGGUUACAAAAGGGACUCAGACUGACAUAACCAUUGAUCCAGACAAGCACGUGCAUGCACAGUCGGCGGCAGGCCUGGAGGUGACAGAGGUCACCCGAGCCAGCAUACACGUGCAUGUUCAGUCAGAGUUUGGCGAAGAGGAUGGACGCUAUGUGAAAACAGACGGGUAGUUGACUUACACGAUGGCAAAACCCACGGCCUGCCCACGUCAAGAUUGGAAAUUUUCCUCUUGGACCAUUGUCCUUCAAGGACAGACUAUAUGUAUACCCCAAAGUGCUUUCAAAACAUGUAAAUAUAAUGUAUAUAUGGAGAUGUGUUUAAAGUCCCUCAGGGUCUGGCGAAUAUAUUAAUUGCGACCGUACAAGGAUAAUCAUUCCCAAGAAGGAUAGUCCCCAGUAUUCAUUCCUUGUGGACGGGACCAGAACACUGACGUAAACGAAACGAAAUCUAACCCCUGAAGAAAUCUAAAUUGCCGUUGCAACUGAACUGAUUUGAACUGAACAUCAUUCUUCUACGCAUUACGUUCAGUCUCAUUCGAAAAUCUUUCCUUGUACGAUUUUGUUUUGUUUGUUUACUUGCUGUUUUACGCCGCACUAUCCACCCGGUUAUCUGUAAAU